GACCCCCCCACCCCUUCCCAAACCAUAAAUCUCCUCGUCGAGUGGUUCUUGAUCGAGAAUGGGGUUCUUCCGGAGGAUCGCCGGUUUUCUUGGCCUCGCGAGGGACGAAGCAAACGGGGCCGCCGCCGCCGCCGCCGUUGCCGCCGGCGGCGACGGCGGCGAGGAGGAGGAGGAGAAUAAGCGGACGGGGAAGAGCUUGCCGCGCGGCCGAGCCAAAGGGUUCAGGGUCCAGGUCCCCCUCACAGUCGAGAGGCCUAGCAUAGGGCCCGUCCUCAUUCCUUGCGGUCCCGGCGAAGGCGGAGUCCAGGGAUUCAGGUGGUACACAAGGAGACUAAGGAUUGAUGAGGAUGGAGAUGUGGCAGACGAAUUCCUGCAUGAGAUCGUGCCUCAGGCUUCCAGCACUGAUAAACAGAUGGCACGGCCGAAGUUUCAGGUGAAGUACAAUAACUGGCCCACUGCCAUGGCUAUGAGAAAACAAGUUAUCGCUGUUGAUGGGAACGUCAAGCUGUGCCUGGAGCACCAGGGGAAAUUGCAGUGGGUUUGAAAGGGAAUUCCACAGGCUUUUGUAAUGAUGCCACUGUUUUGCAUCCCCGAUGGUCUCUGGUAAUUGGCAUCACGCAUCAGAGCGCUCUGGAGCCUAGCCUGCAUCUGUCAUCAACUCCAAGUCAUGCUGGGUGGUGGAAUUCGUGUUGCUGUUACACAAAACUAACCAAUCAUUUGUGCUGAUAUGUGAUUGCAUCUAGUCUGAUCCAUUCUUCAAACUGCAUUGCGAUUUUCUCCACCCAGUGUGAAAAUUGCUUUAGCCACGAUUCUUAGAGUUUUAAAGAAGUGAGGAUUCUUGUUUUCUUUUUAAUGCUUUCGAUGUUACAAUCAAACAUCUUGUUCAUAUUAGAAUGUACACUUGAGAAAAAUUCUGUCAUUUUGCCUUAACUCACCUUUCCCACCA
Molecule: messenger RNA, 946 nt
Organism: Phoenix dactylifera (date palm)
Lineage: Eukaryota; Viridiplantae; Streptophyta; Magnoliopsida; Arecales; Arecaceae
Source: RefSeq, a predicted model, not a curated record